Messenger RNA from Penicillium paradoxum, 726 nucleotides. Its product is annotated as Frag1/DRAM/Sfk1 family protein. The record is from RefSeq and is a predicted model, not a curated record. The transcript has 5 exons. The coding region runs from base 1 to 726 and encodes 241 amino acids. NCBI's taxonomy places the organism in Eukaryota, Fungi, Ascomycota, Eurotiomycetes, Eurotiales, Aspergillaceae. Gene Ontology annotation, cellular component: plasma membrane.
AUGCUGCGCAUUAUAAUGUCGCCGCCUUCCUGGGUCUAUCCGACCGUAGCCGCGUCCACUUGGCUAGCCAUGCUGCUGGCUAUGCUUGGCCAUUGGACUAUGAUCGGUGAACCUCGAUAUGGCUUAAUGAAACCUGGCCAAAAUAUACCAUUCAUUUCAGAUAUUGGAGCCCAGGAAUUGAAGCCAUUGUUCAUGAUCGGCUGUAUCACGACUGUGCUGCUUGUCAACCUCUCUUUUUAUCAACUCAUCCAAAACAAGGGAUAUAUCAACAAAUUGUGUACGCACGGUUCAUUCUUUUUCACCGUCGUCGGGAGCAUCGGCUUGGUCAUGCUCUCAGUCUUGGAUAACCUCGCCCACCAUUUCGUGCAUGAUGUCUGCGUGACAAUAUUCAUCGUGGGGUACCUAGUCAGUGCAGCGUUGAUGUGUCUAGACUACAUCUAUCUAGGUAUUGCACACGCGCUGCGCGAACCUAUGCUUAUGACCAGCUUCGUCAUCAAAGCCUCGUUCAUUGUCGUUGAACUUGCUCUUAUCAUUGUCUUCCGGAUCACGGAAUACACACACUACAACCAGAACAACAUGGCUGCGACUCUUGAGUGGGUCAUUGCGUUCGUUUUCACCGGAUACAUUCUCUCGUUGAUCGUCGACUUGAUGCCAUCGGCCCAAAGAAAUCUUCGUGGUCCAAAGGGGUACCAGCCACUUGAGAUGAGUAUGGGCUUGUCGCCUUAG